UCAAAGCGGGAAGAACAUGGCGAUUUUGCAUUUCAUAUUUCGCGCUAAUCAGUGUUAGAUAGCGCUGCAAACGUUGUUCGAAAGCGUUAGUCAAGUGUAUUGUACAAUGAAAAGGGAUUACAUCGCAUUAUGUCCGUCAGGUCAUAGUUUUUACACGGUUAUAUUUGGUGAAGUCGUGCGUGGCGAGUUAUGCAACAUUUGGUGUAAAAGCGCUCCAUAAUAAGGCGUCCAGAUAUUGUGACACCUGACCUACUUAGACGGUAUCGUCGUAUUUAAGACAGUGAUUCUCACUGCCUGCAAACACCACGGAACUAGGAAAUCUUUCGGAAAUUGCGUCUUUCCGUGAUACAUUAUUGGAACACAGUGCCGUGAUUAGUAAAACCUGGUACCCACACAAAACCUCGCUCGAUACGUUCCUCCUCUCAAAAUACUUUCUCUUUUGUUGCUGUUCGAUGUGGUACAAAUUAAAAGUAAACGGUCACCUGAUUACAUUAGUGCUCGAGACGACGAAUUUCGUCAAGCUCUUUCUACGUCAUGCGACAUUUUUGUAGAGAUUGGUACAGCUAAUAUUUUCCCUUUCGUUACCCACUGCCGUAUCUACGAAUGGUAAAAUUGGGCGCAAAUCAAACGGUUAGCUUAUUUUUACGAAAUGGACGUGUCACAGCAUAGAUUAACAUUCUUCGACUUCAAUUCUUUUUUAUGUUCGAAUAUUUAAAUUUUAUUUGUCUUUUUUAACGCGUCGUUACCAAGUAUCUUUUAAUUUUAUUCGAGGUUACAGUUACAGACUCAUCGAAGCAUUUGGCCAUUAAAUGAUUCGAUGGAGCGCAAUGACUCGGGGAAUUAAAUUCUUUUUGUAACGUGACAAUACAUUCUGGUACUCGAAAUUCAUUGAGAUAAAGUCUAUUGCCGCGUAAAUCGUAGAUCAACGAGGAAGUCUAAAGAAAUUUUUUCAUUUCAUCUGUUCGAGCUUCGAUCGUACAGAUAAACCGCGUCCAAUUUCACGUUCGAAUCGAAUGCCUGUGCCUGUCGAUCGAGAGGAUCGCGCGAUCAUGGCACGGAGGAACCGAGUUGAACAAGUAAGCUCGAUAUAGAUAGAUGUCGCGGAGAAAUGGCAAGAGUUGUCAAAAGGUGGAUGAUUAGAAGCGUGAUUUGGGCGCGUGGCAUCGAUAAAGAGCGUCGACGGCUUAGGGCACCGGCACUGAGCACACGGUCCUGGAACUCGUGCUGUCAGAGCGCAACGGUGCGCCGGACGCUCGCUUGACUAAGGGAGUGCCCGUCCCGAUGCAAAGUGUAAGUGAAGUGGCCUACAGACCUACAUUUGUCUAACGUUCGAUUUUUUUCGAGCCGGCGGACAGGAGGUUAAUAAUCCGCGCGGGGCUCAUUUUUCCGCGGGCGUGUGUGAUGUCGCUGUUGUGUAAUAUACUGAUGUUUGGUUGAAAGAGACGGUGUAGUUUCGGUACGCUCAGACGGCGCUGGCCGGCGCGGGGAGCGUAGUAGUAAAAAGAGAGGAGGACAGCAAGAGCGUGCGCACACGGGAAGAAAGAGAGAAGGUGACAGAGAGAGAGAACAUACACAGAGAGAGGAGCGCGAGGAGGAGAGAGUGAGAGGGAGAGAGAGGGGGGGCAGAGAUACAGAUAGAAAGAAGGAAGGAGAUCGAGCUCCCGCGGUUCCGUUGGUCGGACAAAGAUAAAGAGAAAGAGACCGAGACGGGGACAGACAGAUAGAUAGACGGGGGUGAGAAAGAGAGCGAGGGCACGUAAGAGAGUGUGUAGGUGUUUCGAGAGAAGUGCGUGCGCUCGAGGACGACGUGCAGGAGGAGGGACCCCCGUCUGUCUGUCUGCUGGAAUGCACGAGGGCCGAAUGGCUACGGGGACAGGGGAAGGUGGGGGCCACAAGGCCCUCGAGAACACCACCGCGACUGCCCUUACGGAAUCAUCGUCGUCAUCGUCAUCGUCAUCGUCGUCCUCCUCCUCCUCCUCGGUACCGAUUCUCACUGAAAGCAACACUAAUUUACCUUUGCCGGGACCUCAGCAACAAACCAUUCAUCAGGUACAACAGCAACAGCAAGCUCAACAACAACAACAACAACAACAACAACAACAACAACAACAACAACAACAACAACAACAGCAGCAGCAGCAGCAGCAGCAGCAACCGCAAUCACAGCAGCAACAAACGCACUCACGACCACCGGCUAACCUGGUCACCGAUCUGCCAACGAACAAUGCAUCAGGUAACCUCAACCACUCAUCUCUAUGCUCUUCUUGCCGAGUUCUUUGUUGCCGCGGUAUACCGCUUGCCAAACUAUCUUCGUCUUUCUCCAGCUACUUUGCCUUGUUUCUACGCCUCACUCUCACUCUUUGCCAUCUUUCUCCUUCUCGCUUUCGCUUUCGCUUUCAACCGUUCCCCUCUCACUUCGUGCGUGCUGUCUUUCGUCCUUUUCUUGCUAACGUUUGCACGUUGCACGGUCUUCCCUCUUUCCUCCUUCCACCCCUCCCUCCUUUUCAUUCGGCUCUUUUUCUCUUUCCCACUCGCUC
Molecule: messenger RNA, 2537 nt
Organism: Frieseomelitta varia
Lineage: Eukaryota; Metazoa; Arthropoda; Insecta; Hymenoptera; Apidae
Product: PH domain-containing protein DDB_G0275795-like
Exons: 2
Biological process (GO): regulation of transcription by RNA polymerase II
Cellular component (GO): SAGA complex
Molecular function (GO): transcription coregulator activity
Source: RefSeq, a predicted model, not a curated record